Molecule: messenger RNA, 1286 nt
Organism: Populus euphratica (Euphrates poplar)
Lineage: Eukaryota; Viridiplantae; Streptophyta; Magnoliopsida; Malpighiales; Salicaceae
Product: ferredoxin--NADP reductase, root isozyme 1, chloroplastic-like
Exons: 3
Coding region: 24-1091 (355 amino acids)
Molecular function (GO): oxidoreductase activity
Source: RefSeq, a predicted model, not a curated record
GUUAGAUCUCAAGGAAGUUGCCCAUGAUUUUGUUGCAGAUUCAAAAUAUAAGCUUUGGUGAUAAAUCAUGGCACCCUGCCUCAUCUUUGGAUUUGAAAUCAAGGAAUGCUGGGUUGAAAAAACGAUUGUUGGUAUGCAUGUCUGUGCAACAAGCCAGUAGAUCUAAGGUUGCAGUUUCACCUUUAGGACUUGAAGAUGCCAAGGAACCUCCAUUGAAUACAUACAAGCCCAAGGAACCUUACACAGCAACAAUUGUCUCUGUAGAGAGGCUUGUCGGCCCAAACGCUCCUGGAGAGACUUGCCAUGUAGUGAUUGAUCAUGGUGGUAAUGUUCCCUACUGGGAAGGACAGAGUUAUGGCGUAAUACCCCCUGGUGAAAACCCAAAGAAACCAGGGGCCCCCCACAAUGUACGACUAUAUUCAAUAGCAUCUACCAGGUAUGGAGAUUCUUUUGACGGCAAGACUGCUAGUUUAUGCAUCCGCCGUGCUGUCUAUUAUGACCCUGAGACUGGAAAGGAGGAUCCUUCGAAGAGUGGUGUGUGCAGCAAUUUCCUCUGCAACUCAAAGCCUGGAGACAAAGUUCAGAUCACUGGACCUUCUGGCAAGAUAAUGCUUUUACCCGAGGAUGACCCAAAUGCCACCCACAUAAUGAUUGCUACUGGCACUGGCGUAGCUCCAUUUAGAGGUUAUCUCCGGCGAAUGUUUAUGGAGGCUGUCCCAACAUACAAGUUUGGUGGUCUUGCGUGGCUUUUCCUUGGGGUGGCCAACACUGACAGUCUCCUCUAUGACGAUGAAUUUGCCAAAUAUCUUCAGGAUUACCCAGACCAUUUCCGGUAUGACAAGGCACUCAGUAGAGAACAAAAGAACAAGAGUGGAGGCAAGAUGUACGUGCAGGAUAAGAUUGAGGAAUACAGUGAUGAAAUCUUCAAACUCUUGGAUGAUGGAGCGCACAUCUAUUUCUGUGGACUCAAAGGAAUGAUGCCUGGGAUCCAAGAUACGCUGAAGAAAGUAGCGGAACAGAGAGGAGAGAAGUGGGAUGAAAAGCUCUCACAGCUUAAAAAGAAAAAACAAUGGCAUGUUGAAGUGUACUGAUAUUGCAUCUUUACGAGCCCCGAGACAGCAGCAGCAGUGUGGUCCUGUUAGGUAAUGUGGCAUUUUUCUGUUGUUGGUCAGCAUCACAUGAACUUGAUUAGCUGAAACCAUUCAUCUGUGCUGUUAAAUAAUCAAAUGGAUUAAAACAAAUUAGAAACCUUUUGUUUGGUAUUGAUAAAUGAUUCUUGUUUCCUC